UACCCGCCUCCACGUGCGUGACUACUUUUUUAUAACCUAUUGAUGUAAAUAAAAAUAUAAAAACAAUUUUUUAACAGCAAGUUAUUAGUUUUGAAUAUUUUUUUAAACCACAUGAAGUAGACAUGAGGAACUUGACAGUCAGCAGUUUUACUAUCAAUGAUUUCCAAGAUGCUUUAAUAAACUUCCGCCAACAUCAGCUGGAGGAGGUCGAUCAAGAGGAAAAUCAAGGAAAUGAUCCAAAAAGUGAAUCAUCACCUGGAACUUGGCUACCUGAUGAUACUUCAUACUGCGUUGAUCCACGCAAUGACACUCUGUUUAUUGUCGAUGCAUGCCAUUUCUAUGUAAUCUGUAACAGCUUAGAAUCAAUGAGGUCAUUGAAAACGACCUAUAUCAAUGAUGAUCCUGAAGCUAGACCAGUUGGAAUGGAGUUUUGGAGUGACAAUCAAUCAAUUUACUGCGCUUACAGCAAUGGAAAAUUGUUUAAAAUUUCUCCAGAGGAUCCAUUUGAGGUCGAAGUCGCCGCUGUCAUGGACGAAGGCAUAAAUUGUAUGCAGCUGAGUCCAGACCAAGAGCUACUCGUCCUCGUGACCAAUAAUCACCACGUUAUUACAAUAGUAUCUAGUUUGUCGAUAAUGUCAGAGGUAGAUCUGAUGGCUGAUGAUUUCGGAGAGAAACAGUUCGUCACUGCCGGGUGGGGACACAAAGAGACUCAGUUCCAUGGCUCCGAAGGCAAAGCUGCUGCUAAAGCCAAAGUUGUGAUUGAAGCCAAGACUGAUAAAGACAGUAAAAGAUCAUGGAUAACUUGGCGCGGUGACGGUUCUCUAUUCGCAGUGAGUUUUUUUAAUGAAAAAAUAGGCGCGAGAUUAUUUAAAAUUUUCAAUCGUAAAGGCGUCCUUCAGUAUACUAGCGAACUGACUCAUCGGCUGGAGGAAAAGAUUGCAUGGAAACCAACAGGAAAUUAUAUUGCAGGAACUCAAAAACUGGACGAUAAAUAUGUUGUUGCGCUGUUUGAAAAAAAUGGGUUGAAGCAUCGCGAGUUUACUCUACCAUUCAGCCCCGCGGACUUUGAUGUUAAGAGUCUGCUAUGGAGUCCAGACUCUGAUAUUCUUGUGAUCGAGUGCAAAAGCGCUGAUGGCAAUCAGCAGAUUCUUCAACUAUGGACGGUAAAUAAUUAUCACUGGUACUUGAAGCAAAGUAUCCCAUUCAACAGCGAAAAUCCAUUGCUGUAUUACACUUGGAGUACGGCACCACGUGCACAUAAACGAUUGAUGCUGCUGACAACAAAUACGUUCUUGAGCUAUUCAUUCAGAUGGACAAUAAAUCACAGUCGCGGUACCAGCUCUGGUGACAAAAGUGUCGUUGGUGUUAUAGACGGCGACAAAAUUUUACUAACGGGGUUCAAAAUGGGCAUCGUGCCACCACCGAGCUGUCAUAAGUCGCUGCAGUUUGAAUGCGCUAUUAAUGAAUGUAUCUUUGCACCAAAUUCUUGUCGUGAUUACACAGACACUUGGGUUAAUUCCAAUACAGUUUUCUUGUUAUUGCAAAAUAAUAAACUAGCGCUAUGUCUAUACAACCAAGAUGUGUCUCCACUAGAGUAUCAGUAUGUCAACUCAUAUGAAAUUGGAUGGGACUUAGAGUUGUUUAUCCAACUGAAAUUACUGAAUGAUGACCUUAAAAAUUAUUCGAUGCACCAUUUUCUGUGGUUCAAAGAUGACGUUAUCUUGUGCUCGAUAUCAACUGAAAAUAACUUUUAUUUAUGUGUGAUGAGUUUAAAAUAUUUUGAUGAGGACUUCAAUGAGGGGCGGAUCGUUAUUGAAGACGCAUUGAUGACACACGGACACAUUCAGCAUAUCGUGGCAUCGCCAGGUGACGUUGACAAGACAGCUUACCUGGUUGUGGAUAAUCAAGUGCUAAAAUACACCGAGGAUGAAGAAGCCAUAUCUCUAACAGAAAUAAUUAUUCCGGAAUCUUGUGAUCAAAUGGAGGUAGUGGAAAUUGAAAAACGUCAUGUCAUCGUUAUGCUUAGCUGUACUAAUCGUCUGUACGUUGACGGCACAGAAGUUGCUAACAACAUUACCAGUAUUUGUGUACACUCGGAUUUUCUUCUGCUCACGACUUUACAGCACGCGCUGGUCUGUGUCAACAUGAAUGCUGAUGGAUUUAGUAAACUGUCAAUGUCUAAUUUAUCCCUCAAGUCAUGGGGAAAUGAACAGAAUGAACGUAACACUGGAGGCUUAAGUAUGAGGCGGUUGGAGCGAACGUCAAGUCUGGUGAUGGCGAUUCCCGAAGAUUCACGAGUAAUUCUUCAGAUGAAACGGGGAAAUCUGGAGACUAUACAACCACGUGCACUAAAUCUGCAUAUUUUGAAAACUCACUUGAGUUGUCUGAAUUAUUUUAUGGCGUUUGACAUAAUGCGUAAGCAACGCAUUAAUUUAAAUCUUAUUUACGAUCACAAUCCCCGAUUAUUUGUUGCCAAUGCGGAAAAAUUUAUUGACGAUAUUAAGAAUCCGUGCUGGUUAAAUUUGUUUAUUUCCGAGUUACACGAAGAAGACGUGACAGAAACACUUUACAGCGCUUGUUACACUGAACAAGAGAAUGAAAAUCGCAAGUCUGAGUUUGACAUUCCAGAGGAGGGUAAAGUUGAAAAAAUUUGUCAGUUGUUACGUAAAAUAAUGGAGAAGAAAUCGGGAACGCGUAAUCUUGUGCAACCUAUUUUGACGUGUCUCGUUAAAAAUAAACACACGCCAGGACUAGAAGCCGCGCUAAGAAAAAUAAAAGAAUUUAAAAUGAAAGAAGAAACUGCUGAGGGACGUCAGCAGUCUGGAGAAGAAGCUCUCAAAUAUUUACUGUAUCUUGUCGACGUUGAUGUUCUCUAUGACAUUGCGCUGGGAAUGUAUGACCUCGAGCUCGCCAAGUUUGUCGCUUCAAAGUCAUUGAAAGAUCCCAAGGAAUAUCUGCCAUACUUGAACAAUCUUGCGGAGCUCGAGGAAAAUUACCGUAAGUUUAAAAUCGACAAGGACUUGAGACGGUACGAGUCUGCGCUGGAUCACAUUUCGAAGCGACUUGAUAAAUUUGACGAGUGUCUUGAUAUGGUCUGCAGUUAUGAUUUAUACGCAAAAGCCAUUAAAUUGUUCGGAAAAGAUCAAAAAGAGUACAUAGAAAUAGCUAAAAUUUACGGUGAACAUUUGAUGAGGAACAAAAGGUACCGUGAAGCAGGAGUGAUGUUUCAGCGAUGCGGGAAUUUAGAACGCGCGUUACAGGUGCAUAAAAUAGCUGGUAGUUGGCAAGAUGCCAUAAUAGUGUCCACUAAAAUGAAGAUGAGUCCUGGCGAACUAAAUGUUCUGUGCGAAGACCUUGUCACCCAGUUGCGGGAAGACAAGAGGUUCCGUGAUGCUGCAGAUAUAUCUCUGACAUAUCUUGAGCACAUUGAGGAAGCAGUCUCGCUUUUGUGCGAAGGUAAAGAGUGGAGAGACGCCUUGCGUAUCGCACACACACACAAGAGACUUGAUCUAAUAGAGACGCACGUAAAACCUGGAUCUCACGAGCACGCUAUUGAUAUUUACUUCAGGAUAAAUAAAAAUAAAGAAGAGUUUAUUAAAUUUAAACGACGACUGUUGAUUGUUAGAAAAGAAAAAGCAAAAAAACAAGCUCUGGCAUUUGAAACUCUCGAAGAGGAGCGAGGAAAUGCUGGUAGAGAUGUAAGUGAUUUGCUGAGUGAGACCACCAGUGUCGCUGGAUCCACUGUCAGUGUGAGUUCCAGGAGCUCGAGAAGCUCUGCAAGGAGCUACAGGUCCGGUAAAAACAAACGCAAGCAUGAGAGGAAGAUUUUGGAUAUCAAAGAAGGGAGCGCUUAUGAAGAUCUUGGUCUUAUUCGUGCUCUGCAUAUAAUCAUCACCAACACUUAUGCUCAGCGUGACGAAGUCAAUGCAGUAAAUCGAGUCCUGCUCCAUUUAUUUCUCGAUGAACUCGCAGAGAAACUACAGAACGCGCUGAUGGAUAUGAUAACUCUCAUUGAGAAAAGUAAACAUGAAAUUUGGGUUAAGAAUGUCGAUCCUGCUGGUAGUGAUGACGACCCAUUUAAAUCCCAGCAGAAUUUACUGGAGCCGAAGUUCACUUAUCCACCCGAUGCCGGAUCCAGCCAAUGGAUACUUGAUAUAUUUCCGCAGGCUAUUAAAAAUAUAACUUUGUAAAUUUAAUAUAUAUACAUAUAUAUAUUAUAUAUAAAAUAUUGAAACUAAGAAAUGGUUUUUAAUAAAACAAUAAAAAUUUGCCUUAUUAUUUUA
Microplitis demolitor is the source of this 4283-nucleotide messenger RNA. It is a transcript of the gene Elp1, whose product is annotated as putative elongator complex protein 1. Gene Ontology annotation, biological process: tRNA wobble base 5-methoxycarbonylmethyl-2-thiouridinylation. Gene Ontology annotation, cellular component: elongator holoenzyme complex; cytosol. The transcript has 5 exons. Gene Ontology annotation, molecular function: tRNA binding. Lineage: Eukaryota; Metazoa; Arthropoda; Insecta; Hymenoptera; Braconidae. The record is from RefSeq and is a predicted model, not a curated record. The coding region runs from base 123 to 4190 and encodes 1355 amino acids.